Ictalurus punctatus (channel catfish) is the source of this 4558-nucleotide messenger RNA. RefSeq lists its product as uncharacterized. The transcript has 2 exons. Lineage: Eukaryota; Metazoa; Chordata; Actinopteri; Siluriformes; Ictaluridae. Bases 976 to 3081 code for a protein of 701 amino acids. The record is from RefSeq and is a predicted model, not a curated record. Gene Ontology annotation, biological process: response to endoplasmic reticulum stress. Gene Ontology annotation, cellular component: protein phosphatase type 1 complex; endoplasmic reticulum. Gene Ontology annotation, molecular function: protein phosphatase regulator activity.
CCUUAACCUUUCUGAUGAAAUCUCCCCUUGUUUGCGCUGGGCUUUUCUCUGCUAGCCUUGAGGAAGAGAAGGAAAAGGAGGAACAGGAGAAACCACCGCUGGGUCUAUUGGCAAAUAACAACUGUUUCAAUAACAAGCAAUUAUUCGCUGAUUUGUUGUUUUUCUUUGAAUGAGACAUUCCAUCGAGUUGUAAAAGAAACGCUUGUUUAAUUCGUUAAAGCGCCAACUCAGCUUCACGUUCAAGCGCUCUUAUCGGAAGAGGAGGAUCUUCACCAGCGACAGAUCUAGCUUCAGUAUCGACUUCAAAACCAAGAUGGCUUGUAUAUCGACGUCCGAUUUGGGAAGUAUGGAUUGUGUCAGCUCGAUCUUCAUCAUUCAGUCGUCCUCUCUCUUCUCUCCCGUUCUCAGUGAGUGUGCGUGUUUGAUGAAUCCUCAGUGUACAGCUGCUGUUAAUAGGAACAUGGCGAAUGCCGGGGACAAUAUGGGCGCCGACUGCCUUCACUGCUGCUGGGUCGCAUGGAGAGUUAACCGGCAACAUGUCGUUGCCGUUUAAACACUAUGGACACUUUGGGGAUUUGACUAUAUUAAACACGGACAGUAUUCUGAACUGCGACACUUUGUCGUUGACUUUGCUAGUUCUUCAGUAGCUAAUAUUUAGCAGCACGUGAAAUUGUAAGGUUUCCGACUCGUUUGCUAGCUAACGCUAGCAGCUGGAGCUGUAACUGUAACUCUGACACAAGUAUUAUUAGUAUUUUUGGGUAAUUUAACUAGUUAGCGUCUAAAGUCUUAAUGAACAUUUUUAAGUUAACUGUUAAGCUAGGCUUGUCAGAACAGGAGAGAACACCUCCCACCGCGGAAAAAAAAACUUUACUAGCUCACAAGCUAAGUUACCAGAAACGUUAGUUGUUUUUUCUUCUUCUGUGCUUUAAAUUUCAUAACCCUAUUUAAUAUUUUGGAAAAUAUUAAUAUAUAAUAAUGUAUAGAAAUAUGAGCUCAGAGGAUCACUUCUCUAAGAGGGGUUCAGGGCCCACCACCACUGCUAGCCUUGAGGUGGGGAACGACAGCUGGGCUAGCUCGUGGAUUAGCAUGCUGUCAGCAGUGUCGAGGCCUGCGUGGUCGCUUCUUCAGAAAUAUCUGCCUGGAAGAACGCAGACUUGGUCCACCGAGGCAGGAAAAUCCAAUAUUGACUUUGGACACCAGCUAAUGGCAGGUCUUGAUAACCUCAUGCCUUCUGACCAGAGUUCCACUCACCUGCGAGUAGCUUAUGUUCACUGUCGGCAUGAAAACGGCGGGUUUCUCACUUCCGGCGAUGCAGAAACUCUGAGCUGGUUGACAGCAGACUCUCUGAGGGAAUUAGGGAUUCAGGAUGCCGUGAAUAUGAAUUCUAAGGCUCAACAAACAGCCCCGGUAGAAUACCGGUACCUUGCAUCCAUGAGGAAGUUUCUCAGCCAGGUUCUGGCACCAAAAGAAGGAAAGCACACUGAGCCCAUGCAGCCCAAGUUGGGUGUUUGGUACCCAAGUCCAACCACGAGAGCUACGCACACCUGGUGGUGGCAGGGACUUUGGAGCUCUGACGACCCUCGAAACACUCCUGCUUUGUACCAGACUAGAACAUCUGCUGAUGCUAAAACAAAGUCCAUGCAUUGUGGAGGGCACCACAGUAAUGGUCAUUGUGAACCGGAUUGCCAGGGGUCAGCUGUUGCAGCUGAUAUGCCGGUAGAACCGUUGGAACACAGCGAUGAGGCUGAAUGGACAUGCAGCGAAUGUGCUGGACCUUCACGCAUCAAAGAGUCAGCUGACCAUACAAGCGUUCACAUAACCAGGCUGGAGUUCCUUCCAAACUCGGACUGCCUUCCGUCAGCUCGUGAACACAGUGUUGUAGAGAAUCAGGUCGGUACCAGAGCUGCUGCCGCCUGCAGCGAGGUGGCAGUUCUGACCCCGGAUCAGGACAAUGGCUACUCUAGUUUGGAGGAAGAAAGUGCCAGUGCAAGGCAGUGUAGAAUGAAUGCUGGUUGUGAGUUGGUGGACCUUGAUAGUUCUGCUGCUUCUCAGGCUGGCGAUCAUGGACACGGAGGAGAGGAGGACAAAUCUGCAGGGAAUACUCAUUGCGAGAGGGUUGAGAACGAAGAGGGGAACGAGGAGGAGAAAGUGCAAAAUACUGAGCUGGAGAUUGUACAUGAGGUUUUGCCAGUUCAGUCCACCCCUCGCUGUCAGAAUAAGGCAAUCGCAUACAUCAUAGGCAGUCCCUGCAGCGACGACUCAGACAUGGAAGACAAUAGCGUUUGGGACAGUGAUGAUGACGACGACGGCUUUGACAGCGACGUCUUGGAUAGCUGUUCUGACUCCGAGGACCUAGAGGGUAGUGAUGAAGAGGACGAGGAGGACUCAGAAUCUGAGGAAGUUGACUCGGAGAACGAGAGAUUGUGGAAUUCAUUGUGCCAAACCAGGGACCCCUAUAACCCUCGCAACUUCACGGCUCCUAUUCAGACGUCCCGGAAACUCUGUGCAUCUGCGGUGAACUUGUCCCCUGUGGGAUCGCCAGUAAAGCCUGAUUCCCUUCUGUGUUCCUCCCAAUCAUCCCCUCCUGCACCUCUUGGAGGAACCCAGAAAGACAUGGAGUCCAGCGAAGAGGCCUGUUUAUCGAUGGACGAAGCUGAGAGCCUGAGACUUUGGAACUCCUUCACCUGCUCAUCGGAUCCCUACAGUCUCCUGAACUUUCAGGCGUCAAUCAGGACACUGCAGCCAGCCAGACAGCGCUGUAAGAAAGAGACAUCGGUUGAGCCUCUGCUCUAUAGGAAAGAGGAAGCGGAGGAGAGGAUGGACAGCGGAUUCUCGGAGGCAGCCACUGUCCAAAACCUCGGAAGUGCUGGAGUCGUCAGGCUGAAAAAGGUGACGUUCAUCGAGGAGGUGGAGGAGUUCUACGCCAGCAGUGACGAGGAGCGGCACGGUCCGUGGGAAGAAUAUGCCCGAGAUCGCUGUCGCUUCCAGCGUCGUGUUCAGGAGGUGGAGGAGAGCAUCAGUUACUGCCUGUCUCCCAGCUUCCGCCUUAACAUAUUUCAAAGACGCUAUCCUAGUAGCUGAUUAACAUUUUAAUUAUUUUUAUUUUAUUCCUUUUUUUUUUUUUUUUUUUUUUUGAUUGCACGAGACUAAAUUACAUACAUAUCGGGUCUAAUUCAGGGUGAAGAAGAGGUACGGAAAUGAGGGAAAAAAAAUGAAGGAAGGUAUAAAGACUCCCGCGUUGCCGUUUCUACAGUGUGUUAGGGUCUAACCUUUCACUUGAGUCAUACAUUAAAGAACUAUUGUUCUGUGGAGAGCUUCAUUGCAUUUCAGUAUGCAGUACUGCAGCUUCCUGAACACCACAAUGAAGUGAAAAAUGACUUUAUAUGAUGUCCACAAUGGUCUGCAAACAAAAAGGUCACAGCUUUGACAAAAAGGAAGGUUUCAAACAGCGUUGAAAUGUUGUGCAGCUAUUGUUCAUGUUAAAAGCCACUUAUGCACUAACUGCGACUCUGACUAAAUAGAUCCUAAAUUUAGCCUCUCAACUAUCGUAUUAGUGCAACAGUAUUCAAAUCUUGCCCUUUGUAGUGUUAGUUUCCUGUUGCCUUCAUGUACUAGCAGGAUUUUAUUUAGGCUGUGUUUAGAUGGGUGGGUGUCUUUUUGUCCGUCCGUCCCCCCCCCCCCCCCCCCCCCAUUGUAUAAUGGUUUAGACUUGACCAUUCAUGUCAAUACCAUCUUUGUUUUCCAUUAAUUGUUUCAUAAAAUGGAUAUUUUGAGUAUUUCUUAAUGUUAUACAUCUUGCGGGGUGGUAAGUGUUUUGUCCCUCGUGCCAAAAAAAAAGAGGAAAUCUUUUAAAAUUUGUAUUCUGCGUUGAACAUGUAUUCAAAAAAUUUUCCCUUUAUUGCAAAAGUAACGCUCCAGACAUGCCAAGUCUCUUCUGUUCCAGCAUGAGAAGGGGACAUUAAUAAACCUGGGUCAAAUGUCCCAACCCUUUCUAAAUGCAGCUGUAAAACCUGUUCACUAAUUAACCUUCAAGCCAAAGAUUGCACUUGAGUUGUGUAAAGAUCACUUGGUGGAAGCUCCAUGUUUGAGCACACAGCACAAAGCAGUAAUGUGGAUGAUGAACACGUGGUAUUUAUAGAGAUCAGCUAAACUGAAGGCAGUAUCUGUUCCUGCAUCUGAAGGCGGGCGGGUCGUCACGCUCCAUAUUUGCAUGGUCCUGUAUAAACGUACAGCCCUAGCUUUCAUUAUCUACUAAACCCGCUUGACUUUCUAGUGCUUGAGAAUCACUGUGGUGUGUAUCGUGUCUUAAACGAGAGGUCGUGUCCUUGUAGUCCCAAGUGGCUGGAUUUAUGUGUGUGACUAAAAAGAAAUGCAGGGAGCUUAAAUGCAUGAUGAUCUAUUGAAAUAAUAUGCUUGAUGUCAAAGCAUAGGGUUAAUCUGUAUAAUUAACAUGGAAGUGUUUUAUUUUUCUAAAACAUUUAGGAGUAUAGUUAUUCUGCAUAUAUUCUGGGUUUUGUCUUAAUCAGUUUAACAUGCAAAUAAACCUUAUUUAAAUUGA